UUUGGAUUUCGCAGGAGAACCUGUGUCGCUUUAAAGCAAGGAAAUGGCUGGUCUGCUCAAGAAUGCUGUUGUCAUACUGGUGCUUAUUACUGUAGCAAAACGAUUUAUUGCGGCUGAUGAAGAUACAGCUACAGAAGCACCCACUACUUCAGCUCUGCAAGAAGCUUCUCAGGAACCUGAGGAAACAACACGACGUGAUGACCAAUUUGGAGAAAGAUAUCCAGUGGAGCUGUGCAAUCCCUUCUAUAAGUUUUGGACAAACCACAGUCUUGUAUGGACAACGAGGACAUCUUCUUCAUGCGAGAGCUGCAAACGGCAAAAAUUUGAAUACUUGAAUGAAACUGGUGUGAUGCUCAAAACCAUGUGGAAUAACCCAAAUAACGGCCAACUCAUAUCGAAAGACAUGUAUUGGGAAUUUCGGCCAAACGGUUCAAUUGCACAUUAUUACAAAAAUUCGAAAGGCAAAGACCUUUUCGUUGUAGACGAAGAACUAAUAUUUGAAAACGUGAACAAAACAUAG
Dermacentor silvarum is the source of this 520-nucleotide messenger RNA. RefSeq lists its product as uncharacterized. The record is from RefSeq and is a predicted model, not a curated record. Lineage: Eukaryota; Metazoa; Arthropoda; Arachnida; Ixodida; Ixodidae. The coding region runs from base 44 to 520 and encodes 158 amino acids. The transcript has 4 exons.